UCCGGGUUAGUGGACGACCUUGAGGCUUCAAAAGCAAGAUGGCGGCUAUCCUGAGGCUGAGUGUCCUCCGCGGGGCCCAGGGAUCCCGAGGCCUGUUUCUUCAAACUCCAGUGGUAAAACCUGCUCAUGUCUCAGCAUUUCUCCAAGACCGCCUAUCUCCAGGAUGGUGUGGAGCCCAGCACAUUCACCUAUCGCCAAGCUGCCAUGCUGGUUCCAAGGCUGCGUCUGUCCACUGGACUAGUGAAAGAGCAGUCAGUGUUUUGCUCCUGGGCCUGCUUCCUGCUGCGUAUUUGAAUCCUUGCUCUGCAAUGGACUACUCCCUGGCUGCAGCCCUCACUCUCCACAGUCACUGGGGCCUUGGACAAGUUGUGACGGACUAUGUUCAUGGAGCUGUGCCCCAGAAAGCUGCCAAGGCAGGCCUUUUGGCACUCUCAGCUUUAACUUUUGCUGGCCUUUGUUACUUCAACUACCAUGACGUGGGCAUUUGCAAAGCUGUUGCCAUGCUGUGGAAGCUCUGAUCUUCUGGACUUACUACUUUAAGGAUUGAUUGUGCGCCUCUUUGCCUCUGCCCUGUCAUGCCAUUCAGCUCACAGUAAGCAAAAAGUAACGGAUAAGUUCAUCGGGCCUUGUGAGAUGGUCAUUUGUAGCAUUUAAGGUCGAGAGGAAUUGUAUC
Octodon degus (degu) is the source of this 673-nucleotide messenger RNA. RefSeq names its product succinate dehydrogenase complex subunit D (gene Sdhd). Lineage: Eukaryota; Metazoa; Chordata; Mammalia; Rodentia; Octodontidae. The transcript is spliced from 4 exons. Gene Ontology annotation, molecular function: ubiquinone binding; heme binding. Gene Ontology annotation, cellular component: mitochondrial envelope; membrane. The record is from RefSeq and is a predicted model, not a curated record. Gene Ontology annotation, biological process: tricarboxylic acid cycle; mitochondrial electron transport, succinate to ubiquinone. Bases 39 to 518 code for a protein of 159 amino acids.